CUCCUUGCAGUGAUGAAGAUGAUGAAGGUGCUACCGUGCCCUGCUGCUCUUCUCUUCCUAGUGGCUGCAUUCACUCUGGAGCCAUCUCACUGUGCCAAGGUGCUGAUCAUGCCCACCAUAGUCUUUGACAGCCACUUGCGAGUCUUCAUGCGAGUGGCAGAGGCACUGACUGACCGGGGCCAUGAUCCUGUGCUACUUCUACAUGAGGGUCGGGAUGUGGAAACCUACCUGCCCGGCUUCCGCACGCAGAGGUACUGGGGUAUCUUCAGCACAGAGAGCUCAGAUGCCUGGGUGCAGGAGAAAAUAAAACGUAUCCUCCAAGGGAAGAUGACCUCUCUAGAGAUGUUUUCCUUUUUGGAGAAGUACCUGCAAAACUGUGAUCUAGUGCUGGGAAACUCUACCCUUCUGCAGAAGCUCCAGCAUGAGCACUUUGACCUGCUGUUGGUGGACCCCAAUGAGAUGUGCGGCUUUAUCCUGGCCCACAUUCUCCAUGUCAAAUAUGCUGUGAUCUCCACUGGUUUCUGGUUCCCAGCUGAGAUUGGUGCAACUUCCCCCAUUGCCUAUGUCCCUGAGUUCAACUCCCUGAUGACAGACAGGAUGGACUUCUUUGGUAGGACUUGGAAUCUCCUAGUCUACAUGAUCACUCGUGUCGCCACAAAGCUAGUUAUCCUGCCCAAGUUUGAACGUCUCAUGGAGAAGCACAGAGUGGAGCCAAAGACAUCCAUGUUGGACCUUGUCUAUGGAACUAGCCUCUUCUUUCUCUGUAACGAUGUGGUGCUGGACUUUCCCCGGCCAACGCUUCCCCACGUCAUUUUCACAGGGGGGAUCCUUGCUGAGCCUGCAAAGCCCCUCCCAGUGGGUCUGCGUCUCUGGGUGGAAGCAGCAGAUGCAGGUGUUGUUGUUGUCUCCUUUGGCAUUGGGAUCCGCUUUUUGGUGGAGAAGAUGGCUGGUGCAUUUGCUCGCCUCCCACAGCGUGUGGUGUGGAGAUACUUUGGGCAGAAGCCAAGAAACCUUGGUGAGAAUACGCUGAUGAUGGAUUGGCUGCCCCAGAACGACCUGCUAGGCCAUCCCAACGUGAAAGCCUUCGUCAGCCACUGCGGGAUGAAUGGUGUAUUUGAGGCAAUUUAUCACGGUGUGCCAGUGGUGGGAUUUCCUUUCUAUGGAGACCAGUUUGACAUCAUGACCAGAGUGCAAGCGAAGGGCAUGGGUAUCCUCAUGGACUGGAGCAGAGUACAAGAGGAGGAUCUUUACCAGGCUGUUGUCACAGUUAUCUCUGACCCUAGCUACAGAAAAGCAGCCAAGCUCAUCUCAGCUCUGCACCUGGACAGGCCGAUGCAUGCUCUCAAUAGGACAGUGUACUGGCUGGAGUACAUCCUUCGUCACGAUGGGGCACCAUAUCUUCGCCCUGCCGUCUACGACCUCUCCUUAUAUGAGUACUUCUGCCUGGACAUCUUGGCUCUUCUCUUGCUGUGUCUGGCUGGGAUUGGAUUCAUCCUCUACAAAUCUGUGGUGUGGUGCAGAAGGAAGAGGGCCAGCCCCGUAUAUCAGAACGGCAAUUGCAUGAAGGGCCACUUCACAGAAGAGAAGAAAUUGCAGUAG
This is a messenger RNA of Antrostomus carolinensis (chuck-will's-widow), 1599 nucleotides long. RefSeq names its product 2-hydroxyacylsphingosine 1-beta-galactosyltransferase-like. Gene Ontology annotation, molecular function: N-acylsphingosine galactosyltransferase activity. Gene Ontology annotation, cellular component: endoplasmic reticulum. NCBI's taxonomy places the organism in Eukaryota, Metazoa, Chordata, Aves, Caprimulgiformes, Caprimulgidae. The record is from RefSeq and is a predicted model, not a curated record. Gene Ontology annotation, biological process: galactosylceramide biosynthetic process.